CUCCGUUUGUUGUUCUUGGCUGGGGUUUAGCCUGUCUAAAUUUAGGCGGAUCUAUUUCAACACCCAUCCUCUGCCCUGGGGGGGGGAAGAGGACGGAGCAAAGGUAGCCGGGGAGGAAGAGCAGGGACCGCGGUGCCCUGCAGCGGGGUCCGCUCCCCGCACCCCCGGCUGGGCUUUCCACACCAGCACCCUGGAUUUUAUCCGGCUGCGAGGCCAUGGAGGUGCCCAGGACUGAGGUUGGCAUUUUCCCGGCUGUCAUCCCAUGGAUCUCUCUGGCUGUCACUUGGGGUAGAGCUGGGUGACAAGGACAAGCCAGCCCGUCUGUCCACCAGGGAAGGAGCUCCCUGCACUGGGAGCCAGCUCGUCUCCGGAGGAGGCUGAUGCAGGGGACCUGCUGAAUGAAGCGGAGACAAGCCAGAGGGUGAGCAACCCCCCAGGCUCUGCAUGGAUUGGAAUGGGGAAACCUGCCUGCAGUAAGAGCCCAGGGCAGCAGGAAAACCCCAGCUUCUUCCUUCGAGCUCUCUUCCUCCUCCUCUUCUGCAGGCAUGUUUCUUCCCAGUGCAAGAUCCUGCGCUGCAACUCGGAGUACGUGGCUGCCACCCUCAACCUGCGCGGCUCCAACAGGAACGCGGCGUACUGCAACGCCCUCCGCUCCUACUCCCACUGCACCCGCAAGACAGCUCGCACGUGCCGGGGCGACCUGGCCUACCACUCCGCCGUCCACGGCAUCGAGGACCUCAUGAUCCAGAACAACUGCUCCAAGGAGGGUCCCACAUCGCCGCCCCGACCCCGGCCCCCGGCCCCCAACCAUCAGGGCUUCGAGUCUCUCGAUAUCUGCAACUAUGAGAAGAGUUUUCUCUACAAGCACGGCCAGCCCCCCAGCUACCAGCACUGCGCGGCUUUCGGGGACCCCCAUAUCCGCACUUUCCAUGAUGACUUCCACACUUGCCGAGUGGAGGGCUCCUGGCCUCUCUUGGACAAUGACUACUUGUUUGUGCAAGCAACCAGCUCUCCAGUGGCGAAGGGGUCCAACGCUACGGUCACUAGCAAGACGGCUCGGGCGCUCUGCAAGGAGAUGCUGCCCGUGGAGGACGUCUACUUCCAGUCGUGCGUCUUCGAUGUGGUGACCUCGGGGGAUGCCAACUUCACCAUGGCGGCUCAUGGAGCCCUGGAGGACGCCAGGGUCUUCCUUCCCAACGCUGAGAAACUGCACAUCUUCCAGGCUGGGGCAGGCUGCCCGCGCAUCUCUUCUUCCUUCCUCCUCCUCCUCACCUCUGGUCUUCGGGCUGUUUUGUUGCACUUUUAACUCUCGCUGGCAUUGCAUACAGCAGAGGGGACACAUCCAGCCAGUCCAAGAGAACCGCUGACUCAAGACCCAUGCCGUGCGGAUCAAGAGGGAUGCCUUACCUCGGAUCACGUCUCUCUGCGGCAAUAAAGAAUCGGAGACCCAGACCUCUGGAGAGGGGAGCACUGGAGAUGAAAGGCGGUGAGACGCUGGUUUGCAUCCACUGUUCUUGCACGUACGGCACCGGUUGAACCUGGUUCCUCUCCCGAAGGCAGAUCACGGUUUUUUCUGUUGGAUUGUGAUGCAUUUUUUUUCUGAAGAUGAGGACGUUGCAGCCCUAUCAAAGAAAAAGAAACACACGGGGUGAAGACACGUUUAGAAAACCUCUCUGCCCCUCAAAGCCUUUCCAUAAACUUGCUUCACACCUUUCUUCUAGUGUCACUACAGCAGAGUUUUACUCAGGAACCCUACAGAUUCAGAAAUAAUGGGCUCAAAGCCCAGACCCCAAUUUUUAGAAAUCAAAAAAUGUUGUCUGGUGGAUUUGGGGCCCCUUCACCCAGCUGCUACCAAAGCAAUGCGAGAGUGAAGCAAGACAAUAAGUUGGUUAUCGGAGUGCCGUGACGAAGGUUUGAGAUUUUUGAGCUAGAAAUCACCCGUUUGGUACUGUAUUCUCCUCGCUCUGGAUUAGUAACGUGCUAAUUUCCAGCGUCGGGAGCUGCAGAGCGUCAGGUCUCUGGCAUUUCAGGCUACCGUUGCUAUUUUUCCUUGUUGUCUUGGCACCUGUCUAGGACUCAAUAUAGCCAGUUCUGGACUUUGGACCAGCGUUGAGUUUCAGUGAGGAAAAACACCCUUUGGUAUUCCCCUCCCUCGGGCCCAACUUUCUCCGUCGCUGUCACAACCCCAUUCAAAUCCAACCCAGACUGUGGGUUUGACGUGCAAAAGAGAGUUAGUAAUGGAGACGCGGAGCUGGCAAAAAGCCAUGUGGCUGUAUCGAUGGGCAGGGGAACGACUAGCAGAUGUACAUACAUCGAGAGGUGAGGCCAAAUUAGAUGUUUAAUAUAUUUAAGAGGUUUUAAGUAAAGCAGAUAGAGUAUAUGAUAAGAAAUAUUUUCCAUAUGCAAAGACUUUUUUUUUAAUUAAGAGGGCUCACAUUAAAAACUUUGCCGUUCCUGUCCCGUGGAGCUGUAAGAAGAGCCUUGCAAAGCCCUAGCCUUGUGGAGGCAAAGAAUUAAGCUGGCAGACGCGGGCAGGAUUUGGGCAUGCAGCUCGGGGAAGGAGAACUGCAGACCGUCCAGGUACGGAGGAUCUGUCGAGCUGUAAAGGGAGGUUUUACAAUUCAUGUUUCAGUAUAUCUGCAGUCUCUUUGGUCAGGUUUGGUUUUUUUUUUUUCCUCUGGUUCUUCUGCCGAGGGCACAAAGAGUAAACACAGAAAUGUUUCUUCAAUAUCUCAGCAUAUUUCCUCCUCCGACACACACUCAAAGCACACGGUGACUAGCGUGAGAGUUUCUCUGUUUCUUGCAUGGUGCUCUCGCUAAUCCCAGAAGGUUUUGACAUUAAAGGUGUCUAUUUUUGAAGUCCUCA
Molecule: messenger RNA, 2866 nt
Organism: Pygoscelis adeliae (Adelie penguin)
Lineage: Eukaryota; Metazoa; Chordata; Aves; Sphenisciformes; Spheniscidae
Gene: HJV
Product: hemochromatosis type 2 (juvenile)
Exons: 4
Coding region: 455-1306 (283 amino acids)
Biological process (GO): BMP signaling pathway
Cellular component (GO): plasma membrane
Molecular function (GO): coreceptor activity
Source: RefSeq, a predicted model, not a curated record